AUGAACCCGGAGCAUGAAAGAGAGGGGGGAUGCUUAUACUCGCUGAAAACCAUACUCCUGCUUCUCGCAAUUUCUUUGUGUAGGCCCACUGCCAAUGCCAGUGCUUACGGACAACUUGCAAUUGAUAAUUGCCAUGUUUGUGCUGUGCGGAUUGCUCCAAGUGCUUCGUCGCUAAAGAAGAAACUUUUCACCUUGCGUACUAUCGAAGCCUUCAAAGCUUUAUCUUCGGCUUGUGGAAGCCCACCUCCCGCUUCGCAACGAGUUACAAACAUUUCGCACGUCUCCCAGGUCUCUAAGCCUGAGCAAGACAUACGAGGGCAGCUGAAUUCCACGAUCUUUUUCGCUGCUCUAAUCUACUCUUUACUUGCUACAUUGCGAUGCAGCAACAAUCAGUCAUUGACCACUGCUCCUGCUAAUAACACCGGAAGUGGGAACCCCGCUCGUACUCGCUUCGUUUAA
Marasmius oreades (fairy-ring Marasmius) is the source of this 459-nucleotide messenger RNA. RefSeq lists its product as uncharacterized. The transcript has a single exon. The record is from RefSeq and is a predicted model, not a curated record. The coding region runs from base 1 to 459 and encodes 152 amino acids. NCBI's taxonomy places the organism in Eukaryota, Fungi, Basidiomycota, Agaricomycetes, Agaricales, Marasmiaceae.